AUCAUUGAAGUUUAUAAGUGAGAAUGUAAUGAAAUGUAACAAAAAAUUUGUGCCCUCUAAUGACGACUUAAUUUUUCUUGAAACUAAUGUUUACAUGGUUUUCGACUAUUUCAAACAUGAUGAAACAUAAGUUACCGGAGAAUUGGAGUAUACGAAAUUCAAAGAGAUAUCCGCAUAGAAUAUAUUAUUUUAAUGAAAAAACAAAGCAAUCAUUUUGGGAUUUCCCAACAGAAGAUCAGACAGAACAAGUUGAAAAGAAAUUAGGUCGAUCUGCUAAAAAACGUAAACAAUCACAAAAGAUGAACUUACAAAAUGAUAAAGAUAAUGAAGCGCAGUUUACUGUUUCUGAAAGAAAUCCAUCUGAAGGGAGUGCAUCUGAAAAAGAAAUCACAAGAAGAAAUAUACUUACUGCUAAACGUUUCCAUAGGCAAACGCAAACUAAAGCUAAUGAAGGAAAGGAAACACCUCAAAUGAAAGAAAUUCGUCAGAAAAUGUUAAAAAAGAAGGAAAAAAUUAUUCCUAGGAGUCCUCAGAGUUCCAAAUCAACUAAAGAUGUUUCAAAAUCACCACCUUCAAGGCUUGGCAAAAAUAGUCCACUGUUGCAAAAAACUGAUGUUUAUACAUAUUCAAAAGAAUCUUAUACGCCACAAAUGCAAAUACUUUUAGAAAAAAGGCAGGAAAGGACAUCAAAAAGUAGUCCUAAAAAAAAGAUAGAGGAAGACAGAAGCAAUGCGAUAGAUAAAGGAAAAAAUCCAAUUAAGACACGGUUAAGAAAUCAAAAUGUAUCUAAGCAAAAAAGUGUUUCAGAGGUUUCAUCUCCUUCAGAAAGCAGAAGCCAGAAAGAAGUACAAAAAAGUCCAAAAGUUGGUAAAAGAAAAAACAGCAAUGCGGAUGAAGAUAUUCCAAAAGUGCAAGGUCGAAAGUCUAUGAAAACAAAUUUAGGAAAAGAACGUAUGGAAAGAUUGAAAACAAGCCUAUCAUCACAGCAGUGUGAUGAUAAUCUGAGUCAUAAUAGUCCUACAAGUUCUACUCCUGCAAAGAAAUUCAACAUGCCAUGCAUUUUUAAAAAUACAGAAGUUAGAUUGGAACGUUUGGAGGAGACAUAUGUAAAUAAUAAGAUUGCUAAUAAUAAAAGUGUAUAUACUCGUGAGGUAAAGGGAGCAGCAAAUGCAUCUAAAAAUCCAAUAACAACUGUAAAUGAUAUAGUAAAAUGGACCUAUGAAGAUUCUGUUUGUGAAGAAAUGCCCAUGCCAAGUGUUUAUAAAGACACAGAAGUUAGAUUGGAACGCUUGAGGGAGAGAUGUUCGAAUGAUAAGAUUGCCACUAAUACAAAUUUAAGUACUCCCAAAGUAAAAGAAACAACAAAUGCAUCUAAAAAUUCAAUAACAACUUCAAAUGCUCUAGUAAAGUCAGCCUAUGAAGAUGCUUUUUGUGAGGAAAUGGACUGGGAGCCAUUGGAAGAUGAAAAGAUUAUGUUUGAAGUUCAAGCUGUUAGAACCCAACUUUGUACAGAAAACAAUGUAAAUACAACUUGCAAUAUCCCUAGUAAUACUUCGAAAUAUCCCUUAUUAUCAGAGCAACAAGCAAAAAGGCAUUUGUAUUUUGUUGUUGAUACAAAUGUUUUUUUAUCAAAUAUUGAUGCUGUUGAACUGGCAAGGGAAGCUAUUUUUAAAACUUAUGAUCAUUCAAUAAUUAUAAUACCAUGGACUGUUAUACGUGAGCUUGAUUAUAUUAAAGACGAUAAUGGUAAAUCAAAACCAAUAUCAUUAUGUUUCAAUGCAAGGAAAGCUAUAAAUUACAUUAAUAAACUUUUCUCUUCUAAACAAUCUCACGUAAUUGGUCAAACACCAGAAGAUGUUGCAAAAAAUAAAGAAAGAUUUUCUAUCGACUGUCCAGAUGAUGAAAUUCUACAGACUUGUUUACAAAUUCGUGAUUUAGGGAAAUCCGUGGUAUUAUUAUCUUAUGACAUAAAUCUUUGUAAUAAAGCAAUGAUUUAUGAUAUUGUGACACUUGGAAGAAAUGAUCCCCUUGAAAAAGUCGACUAUCUUAAUGCUACCAAUGUAAAUAAACUAUUAUCUAAUUCUAAUAAUGGAAAUCGAGAAAGUUUCAGUUUGAAUUCUACAUCAAUUAUGUGUGAGGAAUUGCAGUUAUUAGAUGAAAUAUAUGAGGACAUAAAAAGUGUUAUAAGAGACUUUCUAACAGUGAUAGUCAGUAAAGAAAUGUAUGGUUUAUAUGGAUCAUCUUGGGAAAAAUAUGUUAUUAUAAAACCACCUUGGACAACUGUGACUGUUUUACAGUGUGCUGUAAAACAUUGGAUAGCUGCUACAAGUGAAUCAUUUCGAAGAGCAGCAGAAUAUAUUUUGAAAGAAUUAUUACAGAUAUUUAAAGAUAUAUCUGGCCCAAAGACUUUGAAGGAAAAUAGUUAUAUCUUGGACAAAUUUAAUGAUCUGGUACAAAUGGUUAAUAUAGAUAAACAUUCAGCUUUAAUGUUACGAAUAUUUAAAAAAAUUGAUGAGUUAAAAGACAAAUGUCGUGAAUAUGAAUCUCAAGUAAAUAAUCAGAAACUAUGUAAUGCAAUCGGAGUUGAAAAUAAUGUCGAGCAACAAGAACGAAGAGCACAGAAAGCUUUUCAAUAUUUCGAAGCUGCAUAUGUUUACGCUCGAGAUAUGGCUGGUAUAACAGCCAAAACAAUAGGAAUGCCUUGCACUUUGCAUUACAAUGUUCCUAAUCCAGUUCCAUCUAUAGAAUUUAUGAAAAAAACAAUACCAGAAAUUGCUGCGAAUGUAAAUAAAUUAGAAUGCAAUCUAAGCGCUGUAAUAGAACAAGCCAAAAAUUCUUGUACGGACUAUCGAACACUAAUACAUUUAUAUCAGACAUUGAUAACGUUUCUUCCUGAGAAUGCAUUAAUAGCAUUUAAGUUAAACGAUGUUAAAAUAGAGCCUCUUGAUGUAUACUGUUGCGUGAAGCGGAAGGAGGAUGUACUGGAUAGAGGUCUACAUCAGCUUCAAGAACUCAAUAUUCAUUUUAGUAGAUUAGCGAACUACUGAUGUACAUAGUAUGUAUAUUUAUGUACAUGUACAUGCAUAUUUAUAAAUCGACUAAAAUUCUUCUGAAUUCAGCUACAUCCGUUUUACAUAAUGUAUAUAUACAAGUUUGUGUUCAAUUCAGUGGUUUAGAUAUCACAUAUGUAUAACAUAAUGUAAUACGAUGUUUGUACGAUGAAUGGUGUUUUUUCACGUAAAGUAUUAACACCACAAACACUUUUACUAAUAUUUCUAUAUUAUAAUACAAAAAGUAACUUUCGUACAAGGUGGAAAAUAAAAAUGCACAGCCAGAAUA
Bombus pascuorum is the source of this 3339-nucleotide messenger RNA. RefSeq names its product transcriptional protein SWT1 (gene Swt1). Gene Ontology annotation, molecular function: protein binding. Lineage: Eukaryota; Metazoa; Arthropoda; Insecta; Hymenoptera; Apidae. The record is from RefSeq and is a predicted model, not a curated record. Bases 87 to 3047 code for a protein of 986 amino acids. The transcript has 12 exons. Gene Ontology annotation, cellular component: nucleus.